UCCGGGCAGCGGCGGAGGCGGCGGCGGCUGCGGCAGCGACGGCGGCGGCGGCGGCAGCGGCAGCAGCCUGCGCAGUGCCUUCUGGGAACGGAAUCCCCAGGGCUGCCCCUGGCCCCCAUGGCGCAUGCGCGGGAGGCCGCUCGGUGAUCCGCGGCGGCGGCAGCGGCGCUUCCUGCUAGGACCGGCCGGGGCCGUACCGGAGGCUCGGGCUCCACCGACCCUCCUCCCACCCCCUCCCACUCACUCUCUGGGCCGCGACUGCGCAGGGCGGGGCCGGCCGAACCAUGGGCCGCGGUGUGGGCUAAGCUGGUGGCCCCGGCUUUAGACUGGACCCCACAAUGUUUGCAGAGAUGUUCAGGCACGCGGGAGCUGAUUACACACAAUGAAUGGGGGCAAUGAGAGCAGUGGAGCAGACAGAGCUGGGGGCCCUGUGGCCACAUCUGUCCCCAUCGGCUGGCAGCGCUGUGUGCGAGAGGGUGCUGUGCUCUACAUCAGUCCAAGUGGCACAGAGCUGUCUUCCUUGGAGCAAACCCGGAGCUACCUCCUCAGCGAUGGGACCUGCAAGUGCGGUCUGGAGUGUCCACUUAAUGUCCCCAAGGUUUUCAACUUUGACCCUUUGGCCCCGGUGACCCCGGGUGGGGCUGGGGUGGGGCCAGCAUCAGAGGAGGACAUGACCAAGCUGUGCAACCACCGGCGGAAAGCUGUUGCUAUGGCAACUCUGUACCGCAGCAUGGAGACCACCUGCUCACACUCUUCUCCUGGAGAGGGAGCGAGCCCCCAAAUGUUCCACACUGUGUCCCCAGGGCCCCCCUCUGCCCGCCCUCCCUGUCGAGUUCCUCCUACAACUCCACUUAAUGGGGGUCCUGGCUCCCUUCCCCCAGAACCACCCUCAGUUUCCCAGGCCUUUCCCACUCUAGCAGGCCCUGGGGGGCUUUUCCCCCCAAGGCUUCCUGACCCAGUCCCUUCUGGGGGCAGUCCCCGUUUCCUCCCAAGGGGCAAUGCCCCCUCUCCAGCCCCACCUCCUCCACCUGCUAUCAGCCUCAAUGCUCCCUCAUACAACUGGGGAGCUGCCCUCAGAUCCAGCCUGGUGCCCUCUGACCUGGGCUCUCCUCCGGCCCCUCAUGCCUCCUCCUCACCACCUUCAGACCCUCCUCUCUUCCACUGUAGUGAUGCCUUAACACCCCCUCCCCUGCCCCCGAGCAAUAAUCUCCCCGCCCACCCUGGUCCUGCCACUCAGCCACCAGUGUCUUCAGCCACUAUGCACCUGCCCCUGGUCUUGGGGCCCCUAGGAGGGGUCCCCACGGUGGAGGGGCCUGGGGCACCCCCCUUCCUUGCUAGCAGCCUACUCUCUGCAGCGGCCAAGGCACAGCAUCCCCCACUACCCCCUCCCAGCACUUUACAGGGCCGAAGGCCCCGUGCCCAGGCGCCCUCAGCUUCCCACUCCUCAUCACUUCGUCCCUCUCAGCGUCGUCCCCGCAGACCCCCUACUGUAUUUCGAUUGCUAGAAGGGAGAGGCCCUCAAACCCCUAGACGGAGCCGUCCUCGGGCCCCUGCUCCUGUCCCCCAACCCUUUUCUCUCCCGGAGCCAUCCCAACCAAUUCUCCCUUCUGUGCUGUCCCUGCUGGGACUCCCCACCCCCGGCCCUUCUCACUCUGAUGGAAGCUUUAACCUUUUGGGGUCAGAUGCACACCUUCCUCCUCCCCCAACCCUCUCCUCAGGGAGCCCUCCCCAGCCCAGGCACCCCAUCCAGCCCUCCCUGCCUGGGACCACCAGUGGCAGCCUCAGCAGUGUGCCAGGUGCCCCUGCCCCACCAGCUGCCUCCAAAGCCCCAGUAGUCCCCAGCCCUGUGCUUCAAAGCCCAUCUGAAGGGCUGGGGAUGGGGGUAGGCCCGGCCUGCCCUCUGCCUCCCCUGGCUGGUGGAGAGCCUUUCCCUUUCCCCAGCCCUGAGCAGGGCCUGGCACUGAGUGGAGCUGGCUUCCCUGGGAUGCUUGGGGCCUUGCCUCUCCCUCUGAGUCUGGGGCAGCCUCCACCUUCUCCAUUGCUCAACCACAGUUUAUUUGGUGUGCUGACUGGGGGAGGAGGACAACCCCCACCUGAGCCCCUGCUACCCCCACCAGGAGGACCUGGUCCUCCCCUAGCCCCAGGAGAGCCUGAAGGGCCUUCGCUUUUGGUGGCUUCCUUGCUUCCUCCACCACCCUCAGACCUUCUUCCACCUCCUUCAGCACCUCCCAGCAACCUCCUUGCCUCUUUCCUGCCCCUGUUGGCUCUGGGCCCUACAGCUGGGGAUGGGGAGGGAUCUGCAGAGGGAGCUGGGGGUCCAAGUGGGGAGCCAUUUUCAGGCUUGGGAGACCUGUCCCCCCUACUUUUCCCCCCACUUUCAGCCCCCCCUACCCUCAUAGCUUUAAAUUCUGCGCUGCUGGCUGCCAGCCUGGAUCCCCCCUCGGGGACACCCCCCCAGCCCUGUGUCCUGAGUGCCCCCCAACCUGGACCACCUACCUCCAGUGUCACCACGGCAACUACUGACCCGGGGGCCUCCUCUCUGGGCAAGGCCCCCUCCAACUCAGGGAGACCCCCCCAACUCCUUAGCCCUCUGCUGGGUGCCAGCCUGCUGGGUGACCUGUCUUCACUGACCAGCAGCCCUGGAGCCCUCCCCAGCCUGUUGCAGCCUCCUGGCCCUCUUCUCUCUGGCCAGUUGGGGCUGCAGCUCCUCCCUGGGGGGGGAGCUCCUCCACCCCUCUCAGAGGCUUCUAGUCCCCUAGCCUGCCUGCUACAGAGUCUCCAGCAGAUCCCUCCAGAGCAGCCAGAAGCCCCCUGUCUACCCCCCGAGAGCCCUGCCUCAGCCCUCGAACCAGAGCCUGCCAGGCCUCCCCUCAGUGCCUUAGCCCCACCCCAUGGUUCUCCCGACCCCCCAGUCCCUGAGCUGCUCACUGGGAGGGGGUCAGGGAAACGGGGCCGGAGGGGAGGAGGGGGACUUAGGGGCAUUAAUGGUGAGGCCAGGCCAGCCCGGGGCCGAAAGCCUGGCAGCCGGCGGGAGCCUGGCCGACUGGCCCUCAAAUGGGGGACACGUGGUGGCUUCAAUGGACAAAUAGAAAGGUCCCCAAGAAGAACCCACCAUUGGCAGCAUAAUGGGGAGCUGGCUGAAGGGGGUGCUGAGCCCAAGGAUCCACCCCCUCCCGGGCCCCAUUCUGAGGACCUUAAGGUGCCCCCGGGAGUAGUCAGAAAGUCUCGUCGUGGCCGUAGGAGAAAAUACAACCCUACCCGGAACAGCAAUAGCUCCCGCCAGGACAUUACCUUGGAACCCAGCCCUACAGCCCGAGCGGCUGUCCCUCUGCCUCCCCGGGCCCGCCCUGGCCGUCCUGCCAAAAACAAGAGGAGGAAACUGGCCCCAUAGCAGCCAUACCUGGAGCUGGAUCUGACCCUGAUUGGGGAGAGCUGAGUGCUGAGCCUUGGGAGCCCCUGCCAGCCACCUGCACCUGUGGACAGUGGGUGGGGGCACUACUCCCCACUCAGAGCACAAAUGCAACUCCUUCCCCUACAAUCCCAUCCUGAGCCAUUGCAGGGGGCAGGGAAGUUCACCCCCUCCCCCCACCCCCCGAAGCCAUGUCACUGAAAAGGCCUGGGGGGGAUGGUAUAUGGCCCUUUCCCCACCAGGCGCUAAGGGGAACACCCCCUUCCCCAGGUCUUUUAUUUGUUUAAGUUAUUUUUGCACAAAUGACUCUUUUAUAUUUAAUUCGAUUUCAUUGCCUCCCUUCUUAAAGCCAACAGGCUCAGUUUACAAACCUGUGAGCUACUGUUGGCUGCUGCCCUCCUUCCCAGUGAAAGGUACAAAGCAAUAAGCAUCAUGCAUCCUCCCCUUACCCCUCCAACACCCCUCUGCCUCUGGCUCAGGUUGCUCAAAGCACAGAUCCCCUUUUACCCCGUCCCCAGGUUUGAAACACAUAGCCUCAUUUCAAGGUGUAGCCAGGUUCCCCCGACUUUCCUCUGGGAUAUAAAAAAGGGGGUAAGGGGGCAAAGAGAGCCCUCUGGGCCUCUCCUCCCAUACACACUACACUGCCCCUUCUCCCCCCAUCAAAACGCUCAGAGACGUUGUGAUGAUGCGACUGAGGAUUAUGCAACGUGGUCCAACCGGAGCGGCCAGCAUGACCAGCUGUCCAGGGGCUGCCUCCUGCCUUUUCUUUUGUAAAGACAAGACCCUUGGGAGUUUUAAUUCUGUUUUGUACUUGCCCUGUGGGGCCUCCACUGCUUUUCUAUGGGAGACACUCUUAAUUUAACAGAUGAGAAUAUUUUGAAACUCUG
This is a messenger RNA of Pongo pygmaeus (Bornean orangutan), 4296 nucleotides long. It is a transcript of the gene MBD6, whose product is annotated as methyl-CpG binding domain protein 6. Gene Ontology annotation, molecular function: DNA binding; chromatin binding. The transcript is spliced from 13 exons. Gene Ontology annotation, cellular component: chromocenter; nucleus. Bases 383 to 3391 code for a protein of 1002 amino acids. The record is from RefSeq and is a predicted model, not a curated record. NCBI's taxonomy places the organism in Eukaryota, Metazoa, Chordata, Mammalia, Primates, Hominidae.